AUCCCUGUAAAGAUCGCACGAUCGUAUUGUGAUGAUUAAUCCAUCAGUCCCCUCGGCCCGCGAUUAUUACAACGUAACGAACGAGUGGAAAAACAAAGAGAGGGAAGAAAUGAAAACAAGAUGAGAUUGUCGCCGACUAAAGCGACGGGUAGCCGCCGACCUUGCCGUGUCCACCGCGUCCCGUUAUACCUCGUGGAAUUCCAAGUCCGCGCGGUGGCGCCGUCAGUCGAGUAACGCGGCAAACACGAUUACGUUCACCGUCGUGGAGGAGGAGGAGAGUUGCAGUAGCCGUCGAGCCGGAUUAGUUCCCAGUGCUCGCGUUAUUCACAGACGUUCAUGCCGCAUCGACCGUCGAGCCCAAGGUUCUCUGGUCCAGUGUGUCCGCGAUGGAGAUCGAGGUGGUGACGGCGAGCGGCUCGAGGAGCGUAGCCACGGUUACGGCCAAUCCGAACACGACGGUGGGCGAGAUAAAGAAGCAAUUGAACAAAUUGAAGAAAGGAACGUACGUACAGAGGCAGUGCUUGCGGCUGUCGCCGAAGGGCAAAGCUCUCGGCAAUGAGGAGACCGUCGAGGCUUUGCAGCUAAAGAGCGGUGCGAAAUUGUAUUAUAAGGACUUGGGGCCACAAAUUGGCUGGAAAACGGUUUUCAUAGCAGAGUAUGCGGGACCCCUGGCAGUCUACUUCUGGCUGUAUAGGAGGCCAUGGAUUUUUUAUGGGAAUCUAGCCGAUAGCACAUUUAGCCCAGUAGUGCAUUGGGCGGUGGCAUGCUGGUCCAUUCACUAUAUAAAGCGGCUGUUGGAAACUGUAUUCGUUCAUCGUUUCAGUCAUUCGACAAUGCCAUUGAGAAAUCUUUUUAAGAAUUGUACGUAUUACUGGCUGUUUGCUAUGUACGUUGCCUACCAUGUUAAUCAUCCGCUUUAUACGCCACCGUGUUCACUGAGUUUCGUCAUUGGAGCAACAGCAUUCUUUGUAUGCGAAUUAGGCAAUUUGAGCAUUCAUUUGGCACUCAGAAAUUUGAGACCUCCUGGAACGACGAUAAGAAAAAUUCCAAUGGCCACUAGGAAUCCCUUCACGCUAUUGUUCAAUUUGGUUUCCUGUCCUAAUUACACUUAUGAAAUUGGAAGCUGGAUCGGCUUCACCAUCAUGACCCAAUGUCUCCCAGCUGGCCUAUUUACCCUCGCAGGUGCCUAUCAAAUGACCGUGUGGGCACAAGGAAAACACAAGCUUUACAAAAAGGAAUUCUCCAAUUAUCCAAAGUGUCGCAAGGCAAUUAUUCCAUUCGUUUUGUGAAUGAACUAGGAAUGCAUUUCCAUAAGCAAAGACUAUCAACAUUUAUAUGGG
Ceratosolen solmsi marchali is the source of this 1340-nucleotide messenger RNA. RefSeq names its product trans-2,3-enoyl-CoA reductase Sc2. The record is from RefSeq and is a predicted model, not a curated record. The coding region runs from base 387 to 1289 and encodes 300 amino acids. Gene Ontology annotation, molecular function: oxidoreductase activity, acting on the CH-CH group of donors; protein binding. The transcript has 5 exons. Gene Ontology annotation, biological process: very long-chain fatty acid biosynthetic process. Lineage: Eukaryota; Metazoa; Arthropoda; Insecta; Hymenoptera; Agaonidae.